AGUAGCUGCAUCUCGCUUGAUCAGCAUCAGCUGCAGUCGUAUCUAGUUAUCGCUGCACCUGCAAGCAUCCGCUGCACCACAUGGAUCCUCAGGCAUCCAGCCCACCUCAGCCUUGGAGAUGCCCCUCCCGCCUCUCGUGGCCGCCGGAUUGAGUCUGAAUCGGACGACAUGGCAGUCUGCGACUUCGAAGGGAAUAGCGACAUGUAUGGGCUGGGAAUACGGUUGGGAUACUACUUUCAAUGGUUCGGAGCGAUACUCGCGGCUUGGAUAGCCCCUUCCGAAGUCCAAGGCCUCCGUUUCGGCAUCGACUUGUUCGUCGCAGCGACCUUCCUGGCUUUAGUCAUUGCCACGGGCAACGAUGUCAACAGUCUCGAACCGGUCGACACGUACAUCAUUCUGUUACUCAUGUUCGGUGCAUACCUGGCGCUCGUCCCGAUCUUUCUCUGGCGACUUCUCACUGGAUGCGACCCGUACUGGGAUCCGACCCGAUAUCCGCUGGUGAAACCAGGGUCGCGGUCUGCGAAUCUGAACUUUCUUAUGCUCAUCGGGGCGCUGGUAUUCCAGUACUGGUUUUGGUUCGAUCGAGUACCGGACUUGGAUGAUUACAAUUGCCAGCAGUACGGCUUCCUCCUCGCUCAGGUUCGACUCAACAGCAAAGUCUCAGUCGUCUUGAACAUUCUUAUGUACUUUUGGCUCGGCAUAGUCUGCCUCUACAUCAUUGUCUUGAAAAUCAGACAUGCCGUCGGCUUUCCCGACCCGAGCGAAAGACGAAAGCGGCUUAUCAGCAGGCGUCAUAAAAGGGAGCACAUUCGUCGUCUCCAAAACAUGGAUACCUGGUCAAAACUCAUCGUUGUCGCGACUGUGACCGCAGCAGUUGAGCUCACCAUUUCCUGGAACGAAAUCGAUGGUGCGAACACGCUUUCCGGAGCCGGUCAAACGAUACCUUUCGUAAUCGGUCUCGGAGCUCUCAUCAGGAUACUGUACGUAUACUUCUUCUACGCGGAAGACCAAGGGAGCGACAGCGGCAGCUACUACGGCUCCGGAGGGGCCCAUCCGUACCGUGGACCUCCAAGCCCGCUCCCAUAUUGGCAGAUGCCAACACUGCGAUACGGGACGCCGCAACACUUCGGACAUAGGCGCGCUCGUUCAGGACCCCGGCCGAGUGCCACUCCAGAACCCAUUCCUGUUCGACAGAUGCCAAGGCCGGGAGGGCCGCCGAUGCGUAUGCCCGUACGGCAAAUGCCCGUUUUCGAUCGAGAGACUCCGAGAAGGUCGUAGAUGACGAGGCAGAUCUGAGGGUCUUGAAGUACUCUGACACAACAUGGUGUAUCAUGCUGCUAUCUCUGACAGUGUACUAUUUCCUUGAGGACGCAUGCAUCUAUCACCGGCGGCGGGAGGGGGUUCUUUGUUCGCGCGAAGAGUAGUGCUGCUCCGCCUUGGUGCUCGGCGGUAAUACCUUCGACAAAAAUGAACGACUAUCGCAAUCUCUUUUCCUCGGGACAGCGAGUGUAGCCAUUAGCCUGAGG
Messenger RNA from Trematosphaeria pertusa, 1526 nucleotides. RefSeq lists its product as uncharacterized. The record is from RefSeq and is a predicted model, not a curated record. Lineage: Eukaryota; Fungi; Ascomycota; Dothideomycetes; Pleosporales; Trematosphaeriaceae. Bases 169 to 1278 code for a protein of 369 amino acids. The transcript has a single exon.